Molecule: messenger RNA, 2483 nt
Organism: Xenopus tropicalis (tropical clawed frog)
Lineage: Eukaryota; Metazoa; Chordata; Amphibia; Anura; Pipidae
Gene: nln
Product: neurolysin (metallopeptidase M3 family)
Exons: 13
Coding region: 83-2191 (702 amino acids)
Biological process (GO): proteolysis
Cellular component (GO): mitochondrion; cytoplasm
Molecular function (GO): metalloendopeptidase activity; metallopeptidase activity
Source: RefSeq, a predicted model, not a curated record
GGAGGCGGGAGUUGUGACAGGAGGGCGGGGCGGUCAUGCUGGGUUGCUCUCCCAUGUUGCCUCCCUCUGCUUUCUCUCUGCCAUGUUCCUUGUGCGCUUUUGUGUGCGACCUCUCAGCAGGAAACAGAGUUAUAAGGUCUUCAUGAAAAUGACACUGGGAGCAGAGUGCCACACAGCCUACAGGACCGCAUCACUAAGCACAGCCACUAACAGAAACCUGCUGAGGUGGGACUUGUCUCCUGAGCGCAUACAGAGCAGGUGUGAAGAGCUCAUUGCUAAAGCUAAGCAUGUUUAUGAUACAGUUGGGGCUCUCGAGCUGGAGAAUAUCACUUAUGAGAAUACUGUGAAGGCCUUGGCGGACCUUGAGCUGGACUAUGCAGUGGAGCGGAGCAUGUUAGAUUUCCCCCAGAACGUCUCACCCAGCAAAGAAGUGCGAGCAUCAAGCACUGAAGCAGACAAACGGCUAUCUGAGUUUGAUGUGGAGAUGACUAUGAGAGAAGAUAUAUUCCGAAGAAUUUUUCAUUUUCAUCAAACACAUGAUCUGAAACAACUGCAUCCAGAGGUCAGAAGGUACUUAGAGAAGUCAGUACAGAUGGGAAAGCGCAAUGGGCUUCAUCUUCCUGCAGAAGUCCAGAGUGAAAUCAAAUCUAUAAAGAAAAAGAUCAGUCAACUCAGCAUCGACUUUAAUAAAAAUCUCAACGAGGAAACCACAUAUCUCAUUUUUACCAAGGCGGAACUGGAAGGUCUUCCCAACGACUUUUUUGGCAGCCUAGAAAAAAUAAAUGGAGACAGCUUUAAAGUCACUCUCCAGUAUCCCCAUUAUUUUCCUGUGCUAAAGAAGUGUUCAGUGCCUGAAACUAGAAGGAAAAUGGAAAGCUCUUUCAACAGAAGGUGUAUGGAAGAGAACUCAGCCAUCCUUGAACAACUGAUUACACUGAGGGCGAAACUGUCUGAGCUGCUGGGAUACCAGACACAUGCCGAUUUUGUUCUCGAGUUGAACACUGCUAAGAACACUAGGAAUGUAUCAGCAUUUCUAGAUAAUUUGAAAACCAAAUUAAAACCUCUAGGGGAAGAAGAGAAACAGUUAAUAUUGCAGCUGAAAAGCAAAGAAUGUUCUGAACGAGGCCUGGAAAUGGAUAACAAGAUCAAUGCCUGGGAUCUGCAUUACUACCUCAAUCGGAUAGUAGAGACCAAAUUUUCUGUGGACCACGAAAAGCUUAAGGAGUUCUUCCCAAUGCAGACUGUUACAGAGAAUCUGUUAUAUAUUUACCAAGAGAUACUAGGGCUGCGGUUUGAGCAAGUGGAAAAUGCCCACGUGUGGCACGAGAGUGUCAGUCUUUAUUCAGUUUUUGAUAAAGAGAGUGAAGAAGAACUGGGGCAGUUCUAUUUGGACCUUUAUCCAAGGGAAGGCAAAUAUGGCCACGCAGCGUGCUUUGGGCUACAGCCAGGCUGCCUUUGCCCCGAUGGGAGCAGAAUGUUGUCUGUAGCUGCGAUGGUGGCAAACUUCACUAAGCCGACCACUGAGCGCCCCUCGCUGCUGGCACACGAUGAAGUGAAGACUUAUUUUCAUGAGUUUGGCCAUGUAAUGCACCAGAUAUGUGCCCAGACAAAGUUUUCCAGAUUCAGUGGAACAAAUGUUGAAAUGGAUUUUGUUGAGGUUCCUUCCCAGAUGCUAGAGAAUUGGGUGUGGGAAAAGGAGGCUCUGCAGAGAAUGUCGGGGCAUUACAGAGAUGGAAGUCCAGUUCCAGACGUUCUUCUCAAUAAACUAAUAGAAUCAAGGCUUGCCAAUACAGGGCUCCUGACUCUUCGGCAGAUCGUUCUGAGCAAACUUGAUCAGUCAAUUCAUACAAACUCAUCUGCCAACGCCACCACAGAAUAUGCCAGGUACUCGGAGGAGAUUCUGGGAAUCCCUGCUACGCCUGGUACAAACAUGCCGGCCACCUUUGGGCAUCUUGCUGGAGGAUACGAUGGUCAGUAUUAUGGCUACCUGUGGAGUGAAGUAUUCUCCAUGGAUAUAUUUUACAGUUGUUUCAAGCAAGCUGGGAUAAUGAGCCCGGAGGUCGGCCUGAAAUACAGGAACCUGAUCCUGAAACCUGGAGGAUCAAUGGAUGGCAUGGAUUUGCUGCAGGCAUUCCUAGGUCGGGAGCCAAACCAAAAAGCCUUUCUUCUGAGUAAAGGGCUAAACCCAUAAAAUAAUGUUGUACUUUCUACUUAAUAAGUGACGCGCACUUGCAGACGUAGCCGGCCAAACCGCUGUACUGAGUGUCUGACUCUGUGCCAAAUCACACACACAGCCUUCUCUUCUAAUUAUUUAAUAUGUGUCUGAAACCCUGCAAAAUGAAAAGCCAUAAUGUGGCUUAGCAUCCAUAAAAAGAAGCAUUUUAUACAUGAAAUAUGCAUGGAUUUGGCCUCUGUAGAGCAGAAAUGUCCAUUUGUAAUAAAAGGCUGAGAUUAAAGCAGAGACUUUUUUUUAUCCAAGACAA